Molecule: messenger RNA, 270 nt
Organism: Mixia osmundae IAM 14324
Lineage: Eukaryota; Fungi; Basidiomycota; Mixiomycetes; Mixiales; Mixiaceae
Exons: 2
Coding region: 1-270 (89 amino acids)
Source: RefSeq, a predicted model, not a curated record
AUGCCAGACCUGUCUGCGCCACAGCAGUCGCCUGACGAUCCGACGCAGCCUACAGCGAUCACGAAGGAAGAGCGCAUCAACGACUGCGUGGCCUGCCGAGUCAUGGGAUCGCUCGUUCUCGGCGGCGCGGGCGUCUAUGCGCUUGCAGAGAGCAGACGAUUCGCUCAGAUAGGCAGAGGAGGCUCAAUAGCAGCACGGCUGGUUGGAUAUGGUCUGAUCGCAGGGGCAGCAUAUCGCGCAACGGUCAGAUCUAGCUUCGGCGCAGCGUAG